UAUAUUCGAUAAAAAUAUUUAAAUCACUAUUAUGAAUUGCAUCUUUCAUAAACAUAUAUUACACGUCUAAAAUCUUGUUUUAAUCUUACGAAAAUAUCUUGAUUGUGCUAGUGCAAUUAUUGGCUGUUCAUUGCAUCAAUGGUAUGAAAGUUCAAUAAAAAAAAUAUAUGGAUAUGUUACUUAAUAGUAUAUGAUAUGUGAUUAUUACAAUCAUAUACUAUUUAAUUAUUAGCUAUGAUAUAAUUGUAAUAAAUAAUAAAAAUUAAAAUUAUCUAUAUUGAAGAUUAAACGAUAUUUUUUAAUAUUAAUUUCAUUCAGUACAAAAUGAUAUUAAGUGUUCUUAAACAGUUUACAACAUAUUAUCGAUGUCCGCUAUUUAACAAAGGAAUAAGAUUUUAUGGUAUAUAUGAACCACCAUAUCUAAAGAAAAAAGAAUAUGAAAUACCAAUUUAUCCUGUUUUAAAUAUACAAAUUAAAGGAUAUAAAUAUUCUCUACUUGAAAGUUAUCAAAGUUUUAUUCAUAAAAUAAUAAAAGUAUUUGAUAUUACUAUUGAUGACAGUUUUGCCUUUCCUCAUAAAGAAUUUAAAAUAAAAAAAUUUAAAAAAAAUAGUUCAAUAAUUGAUGCUGAAUAUCAUUUAAAAAUUUAUGAGAGAGAUAUACAAAUAUCAAAUGUAUCAUCUACAAUAUGUCCUAUUUUUAUUAGGAUAUUAGAAGCAACAUUACCUGAAGGUGUUUCAUUAUCUAUACAUGAAUAUGAUCCAAUUCUAAAAAAGAAAUGUGCAAUUCCAAAUAAGGAAUUGCUUGAUCUCAAAGCAGAAUUACAAGAAAUGAUAAAAGAUAGAACAAAAUAAGAUUAAUAAUAAAAAAUUUACUAUUGAUAUAGAUAGAUAAAAGAAUUUCAUAAUUCAUGUAAUAAGAUAUAAACAUUUUAAUAA
This is a messenger RNA of Apis mellifera (honey bee), 936 nucleotides long. RefSeq names its product 39S ribosomal protein L48, mitochondrial (gene mRpL48). The coding region runs from base 325 to 852 and encodes 175 amino acids. Lineage: Eukaryota; Metazoa; Arthropoda; Insecta; Hymenoptera; Apidae. Gene Ontology annotation, cellular component: mitochondrial ribosome. The transcript is spliced from 5 exons. The record is from RefSeq and is a predicted model, not a curated record.